Sparassis crispa is the source of this 252-nucleotide messenger RNA. RefSeq lists its product as hypothetical. The record is from RefSeq and is a predicted model, not a curated record. Lineage: Eukaryota; Fungi; Basidiomycota; Agaricomycetes; Polyporales; Sparassidaceae. The coding region runs from base 1 to 252 and encodes 83 amino acids. The transcript has a single exon.
AUGCGUCUGCAGGACGUAGUCUCGCGCUACCCACAGUGCGGGCAUGACGCCGACGAAGCUGAACUCCUUUCCAAGGAACUACGGGCCCUUCACCUCCUCCGAGAGCAUACACAGCACUCUGUUGAACUCGUCGAGUCCCCGGAUUCUUUUGAUGUCGCCGCAAAAUCUGGGACUCCGGAUAAAGGAUCCGCAUUCGACACAAAGGAGAACUCGAAAUUCGAGUCCAUCAAAAUAUUAUACAGGGCUCCUUAA